Molecule: messenger RNA, 495 nt
Organism: Penicillium robsamsonii
Lineage: Eukaryota; Fungi; Ascomycota; Eurotiomycetes; Eurotiales; Aspergillaceae
Exons: 1
Coding region: 1-495 (164 amino acids)
Source: RefSeq, a predicted model, not a curated record
AUGCCAUCUCUUCGCAGCACUCUUCUUUGCCUGAUGGCUGCUUCCGCAACCGUUUACGCCGAGCGCUUGAGGGUCGUCUGGUCGACCGGUUCCUUUUCAACGAUCUCUGGUCCCGCCGGCGGCAAUACAAAUGGCCGCUUCGAAGGCUUUGCAAUCCUGAAUGAGGCCGGUGAGGCUAUCUACGACCAGGCAUAUCCUGACGAUCAUUCCCCCUGUUACAACACCGGCGACGGCCGCGAGUUCACCAUUGAGGGUGACUGCUGGGCAACCCCACGCAAGUUUAAAUGCAAAUCAAACUUUGGAGGUCACCCUGAGACCUGUGAGGUCAAGGACGGCGAUGGCAAUACCCUCGGUGCCGGCGAGGGACAUACCGAUACACAAUUCAUUGGUAUCGCUAUUGGUCAGGACGCGAGCUGUGCCGUCGAAUUCGACUCUGACAGCGACGGGUGCCCUGUCGAUGACGGAAACGGCCCUCUUCAUGUGACCUCGGGCUGA